GAGAGAGAGUCGGUUUUGGAGUGUAAAAUUUUAACGCGAUAUUCAUUUUGCAAAAAUAUUCCUUAGGUCUGCUGGCGCGUCCCUCUCGAAAGUUAUCUUCUGUCUGCCUCGACUACGUUUAAUCGGUAGGAGAGAGAGGAAGAGAGAGAGAGAAAGCGGGGUAUCCCAUUACCGUGUGGGAAGAAUGUCUUCUGCAAACGUAUGGGUUCUGCUUGGGCUGGGCAUCGCUGGCAUCAUCCUCAUGAGCAGGCGGUUCAAGAAGGCCAUCAAAGAGGAUUUUGGUGCAUUCAUUGAGCGGCUUCAGCUGCUUCCUCCCCCACAACCGGCGCCUCCGAAGGCUCCCCAUCCGCUUACAGGCCUUUCUUUCGCAGUUGGUGACAUAUUUGAUAUUUGUGGAUAUGUGACGGGUUUUGGUAGCUCAGUUUGGGCAAGUACACAUGAAGCUGCUACACAGACAUCUCCAGUGGUUUCAGCCCUGGUCGAAGGAGGUGCAGUUUGUGUUGGUAAAACUGUUGUCGAUGAAAUGGCAUAUAGUAUAAGUGGAGAAAACAAACAUUUUGAUACACCAACUAAUCCUCUGGCUCCUUCGCGUAUGCCUGGUGGUUCUUCAAGUGGAUCUGCUGUUGCAGUGGCUGCCGGACUUGUGGACUUCUCUUUAGGUACUGAUACUGCUGGGGGAGUGAGGAUACCAGGAGCAUUCUGCGGUAUUUUAGGAUUUCGUCCAUCACAUGGAGUUGUAUCUGGCAUGGGCAUUGUUCCUGUUUCUCCAAGCCUUGAUGCUGUUGGAUGGUUUGCAAAAGAUCCUAGUAUUUUGCGUCGUGUUGGACAUGUUCUAUUGCAAGUUCCAUAUGCAGAAUCACGGAGACCUAGAUCUGUUGUUAUAGCUGAUGACAGUUUUGAGCUUGUGAAAACUUCUGCAGAUCAGAUUACUCAGGUUGUUGUCAGAUCCACUGAGAAGCUGUAUGGAAGACAAGUUAUAAGGCAUAUUAAUCUGGGAGAAUAUUUGCUCUCCAAUGUUCCUAGCUUGAAACGUUUCCAAAAUAAAAACACAGGGAGUGGCGAAUCAAAAAUUUCAUCUUUAAAGGCAUUUUCUGAAGCUAUGUUGUUUCUGCAAAGGAAUGAGUUUAAAAACAACCAUCUGGAGUGGAUUGAUUCUCACAAGGCUGAUGUAAGUCCAACCAUUUUGUCAGAUGUAUAUGGAACAUCAGAUGCAACAGAUGAGUGUCUUGCCCUGUGCCAAUCCAUCAGAAAUGAAGCACGAAAUGCUUUUACUGCACUUCUGAAGGAUGAUGGUAUUCUUGUCAUCCCUACAGCUCCUGGUCCACCACCAAAACUUGGAUCAAAGGAAAUAACUUGUGGGGACUAUCGGUCCCGAUGUUUCAGUUUGUUAGCUAUAGCUGGCAUGUCUGGGUGUUGUCAGGUCACUGUGCCAAUUGGAUCUCAUGAGAAGUGUCCUCUAGCAGUGUCAUUUGUUGCUAGACAUGGAGGUGAUCGGUUUCUAUUGGAUACUGUUCAUACCAUGUAUGCUUCUCUUCAGGAGCAGGCUAGUACAGCUGAGAAAUGCAAACCAUCAACUAAUGCUAUCAGUCAAGAAGAGAAUGCUGAGAUUGCUAAGGAAAAGGGAAAUAUUGCUUAUAAAGAGAAACAAUGGCCGAAAGCUAUCAGCUUUUAUUCAGAAGCAAUUAAACUUAGUGGAAAGAAUGCGACAUAUUACAGUAACAGGGCUGCCGCUUAUCUGGAGUUGGGAAGCUUCUUGCAAGCUGAAGCUGAUUGCAGCACCGCCAUUGGCCUUGAUAAAAAGAAUGUGAAGGCCUAUUUGAGAAGGGGAACAGCUCGGGAGAUGCUUGGUUAUUAUAAAGAAUCUAUGGAAGAUUUUAGAUACGCCCUUGUUCUUGAGCCCACAAAUAGGACUGCAAAUCUUGCUGUCAAUAGAUUGAAGAAAUUAUUUCAGUAGCUGCCACCUAUAACAACCAUUCAAAUUGGCCCACAUUUUUCCCCUUUGGGAGCUCGAGUGGGCUCACGUUUUUCAUUUGAGGAGGCAAUGCUGGUUGUAUAGCAGAUCGAUUGAGCAGCUUGGUACUACCUUGGCUCCAGUGAGGAACAUGUUGUGAUUGUAAAAAGGGCUCAGUACUGUAGUUUCAUAUGGAUUCAGCAAUUCGGGGAUUUUCAAUUUUGUUGUUUUUUCACAUAUUAAAAUGUGAAAGUAGUUAUUCCUUCCGGCUUCCAAUACUGUACUGAACUGAGGUUUAAAAUUAUUCUGAUAGAAAUUAUUCAUGUAACUUCAUUAAUUGCACCAUCCAUGUCGGUGGAGCCGUUAUUAUUUUCA
Messenger RNA from Nymphaea colorata (pocket water lily), 2326 nucleotides. RefSeq names its product outer envelope protein 64, chloroplastic. Gene Ontology annotation, molecular function: protein binding. The coding region runs from base 185 to 1954 and encodes 589 amino acids. The record is from RefSeq and is a predicted model, not a curated record. The transcript has 13 exons. NCBI's taxonomy places the organism in Eukaryota, Viridiplantae, Streptophyta, Magnoliopsida, Nymphaeales, Nymphaeaceae.